AGUACUUCGUCUGAAAAGAAGAAAUAAACACUAGUGGCAGCGGUACAGCAGAUUGCCUCUCCUCCAGUCUGGGUAUGCAGUAACAAUGGAGACUUCCGAUGAAGAAAACUUUGGUGUAGCCAUCUCCUCCCCUUGUGAGGCAGAGUUUGAUGCAGUUGUUGGGUAUCUGGAGGAUAUCAUAAUGGAUGAUGAUUUCCAGUUAAUACAGAGGACUUUUAUGGAGAAGCACUACCAGGAGUUUGAUGACUCGGAAGAAAACAAGCUCAUCUAUACUUCUAUUUUUAAUGAAUAUAUCUCUUUAGUAGAGAAAUACAUCGAAGAAAAAUUGCUUGAUCGGAUUCCUGGUUUCAAUAUGACUGCUUUCACAAUGUCAUUGCAACAGCACAAAGAUGAAAUGGCAGGUGAUAUAUUUGAUAUGCUUCUCACAUUUACUGACUUCCUGGCUUUCAAAGAAAUGUUUUUGGAUUACAGAGCUGAAAAAGAAGGUCGAAGUCUGGAUUUAAGUAGUGGAUUGGUGGUGACUUCAUUAAACAAGUCAUCAAUAUCCUCCUCCUAGAACAGUUUAUGCGGUACUUUCCUUCUCCAGAUGAGUGCUGCUGCUUUCAUUUGGACAUGAAAACACUAAAGCUCACAAAAAUCAAGGUGCUUUUACCUGAUAAAAACUCAUUCACCCUCCAGACUGUACCUUCAGAGGCCUGAGUGUGAAAACAUCUGUUUGUGAGUUCUCAUUGGUAUUCAGUCACCGCAGAAGAAGAAAUUUCCCACUCUACCAGUUACUGUUUUUAAUAAAUAUGUACUAUUUGUACACCACCUGUUGUGCAUGCUGAGAAGCCCAGCACGCUGAGAGGACAAUAAACAGGCUUGUCCUUGUGUUAUUUGGGUUGGGAUCUUCACCAUCUCCCCAGAACACACAACUUUUCAGAAUCAAGACAUCAGUGUAAAAAGAACAUGUCCCUCCAGCUCUUGGAAGGGCGGGUGCGAAUACGUAACUUCCGAGUUCUGCCCUGUCAGUAUUUUCUUGUUGCUUUCUUGUUUGGUUGUUGUUUAGGUUUUUUUUUAAAUACUCUAAUACGAUCUUAAAUGCUCCAGCUUUCUAAUGGAAGAAUAUGUUUUAAUAUGUAGAUAUUCUCGCAUGAGACUGUCUCUCCACUCUGACAAUCGAUACCUUAUGUGUGGAAAUCUCUCUGCUCUCUGGCUUUUCUAAGUUUCACCCUUAAUGUGCAACGUUCUCCAAUUCACUUUUGUUCUACGUUGGGAAAAAUAACCACAAUAAAUCUAAAGCUGGCCUAGGUAUGCAA
Messenger RNA from Calidris pugnax (ruff), 1298 nucleotides. RefSeq names its product ADP-ribosylation factor-like protein 2-binding protein. Gene Ontology annotation, biological process: maintenance of protein location in nucleus; positive regulation of tyrosine phosphorylation of STAT protein. The transcript is spliced from 6 exons. Lineage: Eukaryota; Metazoa; Chordata; Aves; Charadriiformes; Scolopacidae. Bases 86 to 556 code for a protein of 156 amino acids. Gene Ontology annotation, cellular component: mitochondrial intermembrane space. The record is from RefSeq and is a predicted model, not a curated record.